Aspergillus ibericus CBS 121593 is the source of this 1675-nucleotide messenger RNA. Its product is annotated as nucleoporin FG repeat-containing protein. The record is from RefSeq and is a predicted model, not a curated record. NCBI's taxonomy places the organism in Eukaryota, Fungi, Ascomycota, Eurotiomycetes, Eurotiales, Aspergillaceae. The coding region runs from base 125 to 1567 and encodes 480 amino acids. Gene Ontology annotation, cellular component: nuclear pore. Gene Ontology annotation, molecular function: structural constituent of nuclear pore. The transcript has 3 exons. Gene Ontology annotation, biological process: nucleocytoplasmic transport.
GUGGACAUUGUGCUGGCACAAGGCGCUGUUAACGGGUGCAGCCAAGAAACUUGUCGCCUUCUGUUGUUCAAAUCAGUCACUAUUCCCAAACCAUUCAUUCCAUUGCCGACUCCAACAGUACACCAUGUUUGCUCCAAAGCCUUCCGGGACAUCGACCGGCCUGUCCAUCAACACCGGUUCUGCCAAUUCUUUAUUUGGCGCCGGCACCAAUACACAGACUAGUACUACGACUACGCCAGCAACUACCAGUACCUCGGGUGGUCUUUUCAGUAACCUUGGAAACACUGCCUCUCAAGCGAAGCCGGCAGGAGGCCUAUUCGGCAAUCUGGGUGGUACCACACAGCAAUCCCAGCCUUCCGGUUCGAAUAUGUUUUCGGGCUUAGGGGGACAGCAGCAGAGCAAUACUACAGCCGGUGGAGGUUUGUUUGGGGGCGCUACAGCGACGAGCUCGCAGCCACAGUCAGGCGGCCUUUUCUCAGGAGCCGGUACGACGACCAACAACACACAGACCGGGAACACCAGCGGGGGACUGUUCGGCAACCUGGGGGGUACUACUGCCACUCAAACGCAAUCUAAACCGCUUUUUGGGGGCCUUGGAAGCUCUACCACAACGGGAGGGGGCCUGUUCGGCGGUGCCAAUCAAGCUAGCGCGCAGCAGCAGCAGCAACAGCAACAAUCCCAGAAACCUACUUUAUCCUUAUUCGGAAACCAGAGCACUACCGUGCAACAACCGACUCAAACCCCUGCUACUACUGCUACAACUGUUAUCCCUGGAGUUAAAGUCGAUAUCAGCAAUAUCCUACCCACAACCAAAUACGAAAGCUGCGCGGAUGAGAUCAAAGCAGAGCUGGAAAGAUUCGAUAAUUUCGUCUUGAACCAGAUUAAGAUAUGCAACGAGGUCGCGAACAUGAUCCCCACCAUCGCCAGCCAGGGCGAGACGAUUCCAAAUGACGUGGAAUUUGUUCAGGGCAAGCUGGAGACAAUGCAGCACGCACUCGAAAACGAUGCCGGCGAUAUUGAUCAACUUCGCAGUCUUGUAUCUCGCGACGCAGCCGAGGCUCAAGUCGCUUUCCGCGCAAUUGACACCUUGAAAUUACCUCUGCAGUACCAAUCUACUGGCGGAGCUGGAUGGUGGUCCCAAGAUCAGAAGGUGUCAGAUGGGCAGGCUUUAAGGUCGACGCGUAAAAAUACUCUAGCUCUUCCAGACGAUGUUGAAAGCGAUCCGGCUACCGCUACUUCUGUUAACGGGGUGCCUGUGAAUCUGGUCGAUUACUUCUCUCAGCGAUCUGAGGAAAUGGGAGUGGUCCUGGAACGGUACACGCGGAACUUGAAGGAGAUCGAAGACCACCUUCACGGAGUCGAGGCCACUUUAGAACGACAGAUUCAUGACUUUGUGACAUCUCGUAGCCGAGAUGGCCCAGCCGCUGGAACGCCUAAGUCUAUUGUCAGUGAUCUUGCUACUGUUCUUGGUGACGUCGAGGCUGGCAUAUUGGGAGUUGCCAGUCGCCUUGGAGGAGUUACCGAGCAGGUCCAAGAGGUGGUCUUGGGCCCUCCUUCCGGGUCAUAAGUUUUUUGCGAGUUGAGCAUGAGCACCAGAUACUCCUUGUAUAACAUAUCAAUGGAUUGAACAUCAUGAAGCAUAAUUAAUACCGCUGACAGAGGCGGACCAUACGAC